AUGGCGUCACUCCUCGCAGACACCUAUGGCGUGCUUUUUAUCGGAGUCUCCCUCUCCGGCGUACUAUUAGGGAUCAUGUGUCUCCAAAUGUACAUAUUCUAUAAAAGGUUCCCCCAAGACACGUUGCAGACCAAGGCGGCUGUCGCUACCACAGGCGUCCUCGACGUACUCACAUUUGCCCUCAAUCUUCAUGGUCUCUACCACACGACGUUCGACAACAGCGCGAACUUACUCACCAUCCUGAACCCGAUAUGGAGCUUCAAAAUUUCGGUGCUGCUAAGCGACCUCAUAUCUUCUGUACAGACUAUGUAUUGUGUAAGGCUAUGGAAAUUUUCCAAGGAGAGAAGGUUUAUGCCUGUUCUGGUGACUGUUGCAGCCGUAGUGGGGUGGGCUAGUGCCUUGAUGAAUGGCAUUCAGACGUGA
Molecule: messenger RNA, 423 nt
Organism: Punctularia strigosozonata HHB-11173 SS5
Lineage: Eukaryota; Fungi; Basidiomycota; Agaricomycetes; Corticiales; Punctulariaceae
Exons: 10
Coding region: 1-423 (140 amino acids)
Source: RefSeq, a predicted model, not a curated record